AUGCCCACCUUAGCUCGCUCCUUCUCGUCCGUCAGCUCCAAUGUCGCUGUGAUCGUUCCUAAUAAGCCGUCGGCCUUUUCGGUCUCUUACCAGCAGCUGCAUACCCAUGUUGCCGACUUCCAGGCCAAGCUUGCGAGACUUGGGGUGGGCCACGGAGCUGCCGUGUCACUGGCUCUGGCGAACUCUUAUGAAUUCAUCGUCUCGUUUCUAGCUGCAUCAUGGCAGCGAAGCAUUGCGGCUCCUCUCAACCCCGCAUAUAAGCAGCAUGAGUUUGAGUUCUAUAUCGACGACUUGAGUUCGACCCUGGUAUUGAUUCCGCGGGGCACUUAUGCUCAGAAUGGCCCUGCGGUGCGGGCUGGCAGGAAGUACAAUGCUGCCAUUGCGGAAUGCUACUGGGAUGGAAAGGAGGUCGUGUUGGAUGUCAAGGAGCAGGGGAAAUUAUCAGGAAAAGGAGAUGUCGGCAUGUUGCAGGCACAGCCAGAUGAUAUCGCUCUUGUUCUGCACACAAGCGGCACGACUGGCAGACCCAAAGCUGUUCCCCUGACGCACAAGAACCUGACCACUAGCAUGAACAACAUCCGGGCUACAUAUAAGUUGACCCCCGAGGAUCGCACCUACUUGGUGAUGCCUCUAUUCCACGUCCACGGGCUGUUGGCCGGAUUCCUCGCCCCCCUUUUGUCUGGAGGCUCCGUAAUUGUGCCUCCCAGAUUCUCCGCAUCGGAGUUCUGGGCGGAUUUCGUUGGAUUCCACGCGAACUGGUACACAGCUGUGCCUACGAUCCAUCAGAUCCUCCUUAAGACACCGCUGCCGAACCCCAUUCCCAAGAUCCGGUUCAUUCGCUCAUGCUCAUCGCCGCUGUCGCCAAAGACUUUCGAGGAUCUGGAAAAGACGUUCAAGGCCCCCGUCCUGGAAGCGUACGCGAUGACCGAGGCUUCGCACCAGAUGACCAGCAACCCUCUCCCGUCUGGCAAACGACAGCCUGGAAGUGUCGGUAUCGGACAAGGCGUGGAGGUCAAGAUCCUCGACCAGGAGGGCAACGAAGUGGCCCAGGGCGCCGAGGCGGAGAUCUGCGUCCGAGGCGAGAACGUGACCAAGGGCUACCUCAACAAUCCCGCGGCCAACAAGUCGUCCUUCACCAAGGAGGGCUUCUUCCGCACGGGCGACCAGGGAAAGAAGGACCCCGACGGCUACGUGAUCAUCACCGGCCGAAUUAAGGAGCUCAUCAACAAGGGCGGCGAGAAGAUCAGCCCCAUCGAGCUGGACAACACGCUGCUAUCUCACCCCGGAGUUGCGGAGGCUGUCUGCUUCUCCAUUCCCGACGAGGGCCACUAUGGCGAGGAUAUCGGGGCUGCGGUUGUCCUGAAGAGCGCGGGCGCUGCAACCGAGGCGGAUCUUAAAUCGUGGGUGGCGGGCAAGUUGGCCAAGUUCAAGACCCCCAAGCAGGUCUGGAUCGUAUCCCAGAUUCCCAAGACCGCUACCGGCAAGAUCCAGCGCCGCAAGGUGGCCGAGGCGAUGCUCAAGCCCAAGGCGAAGCUGUAG
Messenger RNA from Aspergillus clavatus NRRL 1, 1539 nucleotides. RefSeq names its product acyl--CoA ligase. NCBI's taxonomy places the organism in Eukaryota, Fungi, Ascomycota, Eurotiomycetes, Eurotiales, Aspergillaceae. Gene Ontology annotation, molecular function: medium-chain fatty acid-CoA ligase activity. The coding region runs from base 1 to 1539 and encodes 512 amino acids. The record is from RefSeq and is a predicted model, not a curated record. Gene Ontology annotation, biological process: fatty acid metabolic process. The transcript is spliced from 4 exons.